UCUCAGUGCAGGUGGGACGGAAGAUGCUAAUUCUUAGCGCUGACGCAUCCGGGGACUGUCUGACGGAAAUCUUUGCCUUGUCAUUACUAACGGAAACUACCCGUGACUGAUAAACAAGCACUAGCUACGUAAUGUAACUUUUCAGCGCCUGUUUACAACCUCGUCAGUGACCGACGGAAAUUCCACGCACUGUGCACUGUCCGCGGAGGCCUCGAAUCCGUUUGAAAAGGGAAACUACUUGUCUUCGUCGUCCCCCGGGAAAAUCCGCACGCCGCAUAAAAGACCGCGAGCUUCUUUCUUCCCGCAGCAGCUAUAUAUAAUUAUAGAAAAAUGGAAAACAUAAGCGAAAAAGAAAGAGGUAACGUGGAGGAGAAAGGCAGCGAUUGUACCACACAGUCUGGCGUCGUGCGAGGUGCCUUGACACUCACGCUGACGUUGCUCCUUUUUCAGGCCUGCGCGUCGGGAGACGUGGUCGCCGUCACAAACCUGGUCUCGGAGCGAAAUGCUAACCCGUUCUCCAAAGACGAAUCUGGACGUACGCCGCUCGGAGUCGCCUGCGGGGCCGGCCACGUACAGGUGGCUAGGUAUCUGAUAGAGAAGGAAGGAGUCAGCCCAGGGUUCAGGGGAACGGACGGUGCCACUCCUCUCCAUUCAGCCGCCAGAGGAGGCCACCUCACUGUGGUCAGAUAUCUGGUGGACGAGCAGGGAGUUGAUCCAUCCAGCAAGGACGGAAACCAACUCACUCCCCUCGACUAUGCGGAAAAUGAUGAUGUUAAAGAUUUUCUUGCAAGUCUCGGUGCCAAAGGGUCUCAGCAGAAGAAGUUUCAGCCUGUAACCCUCCCGAACGCAACUUCGCUGCUUAGCAAGCAGCAGUCUCAUCCUAAACCUGAGCUGCUGCGACAGCCUUCCUUGGUGCUGCCCAACGGAGAAAUGUCAACAGGGAGUAAAGCACCUGUCCUGGACAUGAUGAUUUCUGGUGUGUUUCCAGGUCAGGAUCUGGAGAAACAAACGUCAGAGUCUUUGGCUCCAGCAAAACCAUCAGAAGGUGCCAUCUCUCUCUUCAAAGCCAGUGAAAAAGGAGACCUGGAUUGUAUGAAGAAAAUUCUGGAAGAACAGCCCCUUGACCCGAACCUUUGCCGAGAUAAGAACAGAAAAUCAGUGGUUCACUUGGCCUGUAGUCAUGGUCAUCUGGAGCUUGUAAAGUACCUUGCAGAUGAAAGACAAUGUGAUCUAGAAUCUGCAGACAAGGACAAAAACACUCCCCUCCAUCUUGCUGCAUUAGGUGGACACCUUAGUGUAGUCCAGUACCUGAUCAACGAAAAGGGUUGUAAUCCGAUGGAUAAAGGGGACAAAGGUAUGACCGCUCUUCACUUUGCAUGCAAGGCAGACAGCUAUGAUACUGUGAAAAUUCCUGGUAGAGGUAGCGAAAGUGGAUGUCUCGUCGUGCCAAGAUGACAAUGGUACUGCGCCACUGCAUAUCGCCGUGCAGUUUGCGCCUCUGAAAACGGUUCGAUACCUUGUCGAAGAGCAACAGUGUGAUGUGGAAUGCCGAAACAACUAUGAACUAACUCCCCUACACUGCGCCGCAGCAAGAGGCAAACUUGACACUGUGCAAUACCUUAUAGAUGAGCACAAAUGCGACCCAUCGUCUCAAGGUAGAAUGGGAGUGACCCCUCUCUACUGCGCCUCUGAGUCUGGGUGUCUCGCUGUAGUCAAAUACUUGAUUGAGGACAAGAAGGUUGACAGUGCACACCGGUUUCAGAACGAAACAACUCUGCUUCACAUGGCGGCUCAAUUUGGAACCCUGGAGGUGGUCAAGUAUCUGGUCGAGGAACAGAAUUUUGACAUUAAUUGUAGAAAUACAUUUGGCACAACUCCUUUUUUUGCAUGCUGUGGGAGGAGAAAAGAUCGACAUAAUGAAAUAUCUUGCUGACGAAAGAAGUUGCGACACCGACGUUUGCAUGUAUCAACGGUCUAACAGCUCUUCACAUGGCAUCUCGGCUUGGCAAUCUCGAAAUAGUCAAUUACCUGGUAGAAGAACAGAAACUGGGACGUAUCGAGCAAAGAAGAAACAGGAAUGACUUUCGCUUCAUUUGUGCAGUGCUCUCUGCAAAACUACCUGUCGUCAAAUAUCUGGUCAAAGAACGGCAUUGUGACGUUGAGAGCAAGGAUAUCUCAGGGAAUAGCCCUCUCCUUCUCGCUCUUCAUACCAGGAAACUAGACAUUGUGCAGUAUCUAAUAGUUGAGAGUGGCUGUGACCCAAUGACGAUAGGAAUGAACGGUUGGAACGCAAUCCACUUUGUCGCCAAGCUAGGGGGACUCGACAUCAUGAAAUAUUUGGUGGAGAGCGGGAAGGUUGAUGCUUCAUGCAAGGAUGCAAAAAGGUUCAACUCCUCUUCACAUCGCAGCUCAGUUUGGAACAUUGGAAAUGGUCAAGUAUCUGAUGGAGGAGCAACGUUGCGACCCCGAAGCUAGAAACAUGCUUGGAAACACUGCCCUCCAUCACGCUGCCGUGGGAGGUAACCUAGAAACCUUGAAGUACCUUAUUUGCGAAAAAAGCUGCGACCCAAUGAUCAGAGGUCAGCACAACUUCAACGUUCUUCACUGCGCAACUCUUUCCGGCAGAGUUGAUAUGAUAAAGUAUUUGCUUGACAACACAAAGAUGGAUCCCCUGUCUCCAGAUGGAAUGGGCGCCACUCCCCUCCACAUUGCCACGUUCCACGGGCAUUUCCUAGUUGUUAAACUCUUGAUAGAAGAAUACCAGUGUGAUCCAAGCAUAAGGAAUGGAAUGGGGUUUACCACUGGUGAUAUUGCCAGAGCAAGGGGCCAUUAUCAAAUUAUGAUGUACCUCUCCAUCAUUGAAGACAUGUCCUCAACACAACUAAGGAAAAUUCUAGAGACACAGUUGAAAAAGUACAUCAAGAAGGCCAUACCAACCGGAACGGUCCUAGGCAAUGGAGCCUAUGGCUCUGUCAUUGAGCUCUCGUCAGCUGGAGAAACAGUAGCUGGGAAACUCUUCAAGGUAUCUUCCUCUGCAAUGCAGCUUCCCAUCGCUUUCAAAGUGUGUGGCGAACUAAACAUGAUGAUGCAGCUAAAUCACAAGAACAUUGUCCGGUGUAAGGGAGUGUGUCUUCUGUUAGACCAUCCCCUGCCCCUUCUUCUGAUGGAACGGAUGAUGACAAGCCUCCAAGCCUACCUCCUCAAACCAGACAACUCUGACCUUCCAGUCAAGAGAAAGGCCUCCAUCCUCUUAGACACAGCCAGUGGACUGGAGUACCUUCACAGCCGCACACCUGCCGUAAUCCAUCGUGAUUUGACUGCAACCAAUGUCCUCCUAGACUCACAGCUGACGGCCAAGAUAACAGACUUUGGCAACUCUCGAAUCAUUGACCUUGACCCUGGUACCACUCCUGAAACUCUGACCUCAAUACCAGGAACUCUAGAGUAUAUGCCUCCCGAGGCACAGGGAGAAGAUUAUGACCCCAGCCUGGAUGUGUUCUCUUUUGGACACCUGUCUCUCUUCACUGUCAUUCAAUCUCCAGUUCACCCACUCCUCCCUCCCAAUUACACUGACACUAAUGAUGGGAAAGUGUAUGCUGUGACUGAACUUCACCGACGAAAACAGUUCAUAGAGAAAGCCAAACGGGUUUUGCCAGAGGACCAUUCUCUCCUGAAAAUUGAUUGAGGAUUGUCUUCAGAAUCGGCCUGCACUAAGACCUCGCAGCAAGGAGUUGGUGACAUCACUCAAAGAAAUUUUAAUUACUGCAGCAGCGAAGCAAAAAGAAAGUAAAGAACUCGGUACUCAGGACCUGUUGUAUGUAAAGAAGGUAUUGGAGCCAGUCACAGUCAGGUGGAAGCAUGUAGGCCUGGCCCUCAGACUGGAUCCUGCGCAGCUCGAUGCAGUCGAGGAGAAGAAUUAUAGAAAACUGGACGACUGCCUCACUGAGAUGCUCAAUCUUUGGCUGAGCAAGCAGUAUGACACCGAGAAGUUUGGAGAGCCCUCAUGGAGUCUGUUGGCUGGGGCAGUGGCCCAUCCUGCCGGAGGAAACAACACUGCCUUAGCAACGGAAAUUAUCAAAGUUCACAUAGGUGACGAGGAACUGCUCAAGACUAACUAGUUCUUGACUCCGUUUCCACAAGCCAAUAUUUGUUGUGAUUUUUACCAAAGUGCAUAGCUAUGUAGCUAACAUCUUUACACAGCCAAGACUGUACGAAAAUGGCAUUUUACCUGUGUGUGAUAUCCUAAAACUCUGUUGUUGAGUGAUUA
Molecule: messenger RNA, 4267 nt
Organism: Geodia barretti
Lineage: Eukaryota; Metazoa; Porifera; Demospongiae; Tetractinellida; Geodiidae
Source: the annotation of a GenBank genome assembly